Molecule: messenger RNA, 559 nt
Organism: Monopterus albus (swamp eel)
Lineage: Eukaryota; Metazoa; Chordata; Actinopteri; Synbranchiformes; Synbranchidae
Product: carbohydrate sulfotransferase 1-like
Exons: 2
Biological process (GO): N-acetylglucosamine metabolic process; keratan sulfate proteoglycan metabolic process
Molecular function (GO): keratan sulfotransferase activity; N-acetylglucosamine 6-O-sulfotransferase activity
Source: RefSeq, a predicted model, not a curated record
GUGGUCCAGCUUGUUCGAGAUCCACGUGGCAUCCUUGCAUCUCGUAUUGAGACGUUUCGAGACACUUACCAGCUGUGGCGUCUGUGGAGAGUGACUGGACGUCGACCCCACAACCUGGACUUGGGACAGGUCAACACAGUGUGUGAGGACUUUUUCAGGCCUGUUUCCACAGGCCUGGCCAAACCCACCUGGCUCAGGGGGAGGUACAUGUUGCUCAGGUAUGAAGACUUGGCCAGGUUUCCUCUUCAGAAGACAAAGGCGCUCUACAGUUUCCUGGCUCUGGUUUUGAACCACAGUGUGGAGGACUGGACCAUCAACAACACCCGGGGCAGCAGUGAUAUGUCAUCCCGGCAGAAGUUCACCACAGUUCGGGACUCUGCAGCUAAUGCAGAGAACUGGCGGGUGAAGCUAUCUUUUGACAUGGUGGUUUACACUCAGUCUGCCUGCCAACUCCUUGGAUACAAGAAAGUGUUCCACCCCAGAGAACUGAGGAACCUCUCCCACUCUCUUGUGGAGGACAGGACGUUCCUCCCAUUUUUUUAAGUGAUGACUGAUGUGG